CGCGCCGUGGGAAACCUGACAAGCCGCAUGGCCGCGGGUUGUUCUGAGGCUCCGGGGCCGAAGGCGGCCUCCGAGGGGCUGGUGGUGGGACCGGCCGGCGUCCUGCCUUGCCUGGAGCUGCCGACCUACGCUGCCGCCUGUGCGCUGGUAAAUAGCCGCUACUCCUGCCUGGUGGUGGGGCCGCACCGAAGGCACAUCGCACUGUCGCCGCGCUACCUUAACAGGAAACGCACCGGUAUCCGAGAGCAGCUCGAUGCGGAGCUCCUGCGCUACUCUGAAAGUCAAAAUAGCCAAGCUCAAGAUAUAACGAUGGAAGUUAAGGGUACAGUUAAUAAAGUGUCUUCCAGCCACAUUGGCUGUUUAGUACAUGGGUGUUUUAAUGCCUCCAUCCCUAAACCUGAGCAGAUGCCAACUGAGCAGUGGCAGACC
Hipposideros armiger (great roundleaf bat) is the source of this 429-nucleotide messenger RNA. RefSeq names its product RNA polymerase I subunit F (gene POLR1F). Gene Ontology annotation, cellular component: RNA polymerase I complex. Lineage: Eukaryota; Metazoa; Chordata; Mammalia; Chiroptera; Hipposideridae. The record is from RefSeq and is a predicted model, not a curated record. The transcript has 4 exons. Gene Ontology annotation, biological process: transcription elongation by RNA polymerase I; DNA-templated transcription initiation. The annotation marks the transcript as partial.